ACUGACAAGCAGUGAGUGACUAAAAUUUAUUUCUGUUGAAACAAGUGCCAACAAAUUUUAGAUUAGUUUGAUACAUUUACAGUUCGAAAUGGCUUCUUUUUUGGCACGCACUGGUAGUACACUCAUCGAAUCAGUAAAACCCAAAACAGUUGCAAAGAUCCUCAGCUAUGCUCCCAUUGGUCUUCAGCAGGUGAGAAACCUUAAUGUACAGGAACAUGUAUCGUACACACUCCUCAACGAAGGCAACAUCUCAACUCCCAAAUUUGCCGUUGCCAAGAAUGGCAAGGAGGCCGUUGAGAUUGCCCAAAGGCUGAAGACAGAUAAUCUGGUGCUGAAAGCCCAAGUUCUUGCCGGUGGCCGCGGCAAGGGUACAUUCAAGAAUGGACUCAAGGGCGGUGUCCGUGUCGUCUUCAGUCCGGAGUCUGCCGGAGAUUUUGCCAGCAAGAUGAUCGACCAGCUGCUGAUUACCAAGCAAACUGGUGCAGCUGGCCGGAUCUGCAAGAAGGUAAUGGUUGCCGAGCGAAAAUUCCCACGUCGUGAAUUCUACUUUGCCGUUAUGAUGGAGCGGGCGUUCAAUGGUCCAGUGCUAAUUGCAUCAAAGGAGGGUGGCGUUGACAUUGAAGAAGUCGCCGCAUCGGAUCCCGACGCCAUUCUAUACGAGCCCAUUGACAUUGCCAAGGGUCUCACCAAGGAGCAGGCCUGCAAAAUUAUUGAAAAAGUUGGACUAAGCGACAAUGCUGAUGAGCAUGUCCAAAUGCUGCUUAACAUGUACAAGUUGUUUGUCGAAAAGGAUGCUCUAUUGGUUGAGAUCAAUCCCUAUGCUGAAGAUGCCAUGAGUGGUUGCUUCUUUGCCCUCGAUGCCAAGCUGCGUUUCGACGACAAUGCCGAGUUUCGCCAAAAGGAACUGUUUAGCAUGCGGGACUGGACCCAGGAGGAUCCCAAGGAGGUUGAGGCUGCCAAGUACAACUUGAAUUAUAUUGCGCUGGAUGGUACCAUCGGUUGCAUGGUGAAUGGUGCUGGUCUGGCUAUGGCUACCAUGGAUAUCAUUAAAUUGUACGGUGGUGAGCCGGCUAAUUUCCUGGAUGUUGGAGGUGGCGCCACCGCUGAAGCAGUCAAGGCGGCAUUCAAGAUCAUUACGUCGGACAAGAAAGUCAUGUGUUUAUUAGUUAACAUCUUUGGCGGUAUUAUGCGCUGCGAUGUCAUUGCCGAGGGUAUUAUUGCUGCUGCCAAGGAUCUAAAUCUGAACUUACCCAUUGUUGUGCGUCUGCAGGGCACCAAGGUAAAGGAAGCCCGCGAUUUGAUUCGAUCAUCGGGUUUGAAGAUUUUGGCUCGCGAUGAUUUGGAUAAGGCUGCUGAUAUGGCUGUGCACUUGGCACAAAUUGUUAAGCUGGCUCGUGAAAUGAAUAUGGAUGUUAACUUUGAAAUUCCCGAUGCCCAGAAGGACGACAAAUGCAAAAAGAAAAAGUAAGGAAGUGGAUCUAGCCGAAAAUUGAAGAAUAACCAGACCUAAAACGACAAAUUUUUGGAUUUAUGCAAGUUUGAGUUAAGAAAAAUAAUGCAAUCCUUAAAUUUUGCAGAGUUGACGAUUGAAUGCCAAUAACCGUAGUCCUGAUCUUUCCAAUAUCAAUCAAAAUUACAAAAAAUAAACCAGUUUAGUUUGAAAUAAUCAAAA
Molecule: messenger RNA, 1672 nt
Organism: Drosophila innubila
Lineage: Eukaryota; Metazoa; Arthropoda; Insecta; Diptera; Drosophilidae
Gene: ScsbetaA
Product: succinate--CoA ligase [ADP-forming] subunit beta, mitochondrial
Exons: 9
Coding region: 89-1468 (459 amino acids)
Biological process (GO): succinyl-CoA metabolic process; tricarboxylic acid cycle
Cellular component (GO): mitochondrion; succinate-CoA ligase complex
Molecular function (GO): ATP binding; succinate-CoA ligase (ADP-forming) activity
Source: RefSeq, a predicted model, not a curated record